Molecule: messenger RNA, 5123 nt
Organism: Pterocles gutturalis (yellow-throated sandgrouse)
Lineage: Eukaryota; Metazoa; Chordata; Aves; Pterocliformes; Pteroclidae
Gene: COL4A2
Product: collagen, type IV, alpha 2
Cellular component (GO): collagen trimer; basement membrane
Molecular function (GO): extracellular matrix structural constituent
Source: RefSeq, a predicted model, not a curated record
GGUGGAAAGACUUACACAGGACCAUGUGGAGGCAGAGACUGCAGUGGAGGAUGUCAGUGUUUCCCUGAAAAAGGAAGCCGUGGCCAGCCAGGACUUCUUGGAUCACAGGGAUUCACUGGACCACCAGGAUUGAUGGGUAUCCCAGGACUGCAAGGUCCCAAAGGUCACAAAGGUGAAAGAGGAUAUCCAGGAAUAAGUGGACCCAAAGGAGAAGUGGGGCAAAGAGGAGUCACUGGAUUCCCCGGGGCAGAAGGUCAUCCAGGGCAGCCAGGAUCAAGGGGGAAACCGGGUCAUGAUGGCUGUAAUGGGACAGUAGGUGACCCUGGUGACUCAGGAAUUCCCGGACUCUCUGGUUUCCCUGGUACCAUUGGAGUCCAAGGGCCAAAGGGCCAGAAGGGGGAGCCUUAUAUACUGCCACCGGACAUCGCAAGCCGGUACAGGGGGGAACCUGGAGAUCCAGGGUUCAAUGGUUUUCAAGGACCUCCGGGUACACUGGGUAUUCAAGGACCUGUUGGUCCAAGAGGAGAGCGAGGAAGACCAGGACCACCAGGGCCCCCAGGGCCACCAGGACCACAAGGCAACAGGGGUCUUGGCUUCUAUGGCGAAAAAGGUGAACAGGGCCCUCCAGGUCCUCCAGGUCCACCUGGGCUUCCUACAAGAGAACUGCUGGGUGUCCCCUCUGACAAACACAAGGGUGAAAGAGGAGAACCUGGACAAAAAGGAGAACCUGGGAUUCCGGGUGUACUUCUCUACGCUCCUGAAAAAGGUGAAGAAGGGGUGAUGGGCUUCCCAGGACAAAGGGGACUGCCUGGCAUCAAUGGUUUUCCAGGACUCAGUGGAGAAAGAGGUUUUCCAGGAUUUGAUGGUCCGCCAGGUGGCUAUGGUCCUAGGGGAAGCAAGGGGGAACCAGGUGACAUCGGUCCUCCAGGACCAGUUUCCUAUUUUCCUUCCCGCAUCCCAAGGAAAGGUGCAAGAGGUGAUCCAGGCUUUCCAGGUGCUUCUGGACUACAGGGAGACCCAGGAGAGGAGGGAGAUCGUGGGCUGCCUGGUCUUCCUGGAUUCUCUGAUGCGGAUGGGGAUAAGCCAGGCUUACCUGGAGAAAUGGGACCAAAAGGUGAAAAAGGUGAAUUAGGAUCUCCCGCUUAUCAGGCAGGCCCGCCUGGGUUUCCGGGUAAACACGGCACACCAGGACUCCGUGGUCCACCUGGUCCUGUUGGAGCCCCUGGUGCUCUCUUUGGAUUAAAAGGACAGGAGGGGACACCAGGUAGAUUUGGCGUGCAAGGUUUCCCUGGUCCAAGAGGACAAAAAGGACCUAAAGGUGAAGAAGGGGAUUGCAGUAAAUGCCUUGCGGAUGAUGAAACCAGAAGGGGCUCUACUGGCCCCCCUGGCCCUCCUGGCUUUCCAGGAACCCCUGGCCAGCCUGGAAGGAAAGGAGAACCUGGUGAUCAAGGACCACAUGGUCUUCCUGGCUACCCUGGAGCAAAAGGAUUUUCAGGUCCAGAUGGAUUUCCUGGACCGAAAGGAGAAAAGGGAGAUUCUUUAUACAUAACUACUAAAGGCACCAAAGGAAUCCGAGGAGAUCCCGGGCUGCCUGGUAUCAGAGGUGGAGAUGGUUUCCCAGGCAGAGAUGGAUUAGACGGUUUACCAGGACAGCCUGGUCUUCCGGGUGAUAGUAUCAGAGGUUUUCCCGGUGAUCCUGGUUAUCCAGGCGAGUUAGGCCCAAAGGGCUUUCCAGGAGAAGCAGGCCCGCCAGGUGAAGGAUUUCCUGGUCCAAAAGGGUACCAGGGUCCUCCAGGUGACCAUGGACAAGAUGGAAGCCCGGGACCUCCGGGUCUGCCUGGUCUGCCAGGAGAACCUGGCCAACUAGACUGUGGGCAGGUCAUUGAAGACUUUUCUAGAGGAGAUGGAACUGAGCCAAUAUGGUCAGGCGCGGGCUGUGUGAGGCCACCAAAGGGAUCCCAAGGCAAACCAGGCCUGCCAGGAGCCACAGGUGCAAAAGGUGAAAGAGGAUUCCCAGGUGAUCCAGGUCCAGUGGGAUACCCAGGGCUAAAUGGUACACGAGGUGAUCCAGGUCGGGAAGGAUUCCCAGGUCCUCCAGGUUUUACUGGGCCUAGGGGAGACAGAGGCCCGAAUGGUCUACCUGGACUGCAAGGACACCCAGGCCUUACAGGAAAAUCCGGUGCUCCAGGGGUGCCAGGACUGAAGGGCUUUCCUGGAGAUGUUUUAAGAGCAGCAGCAGGUUCCCGAGGGGAUGUUGGGCUCCCCGGAUUCCCAGGGUUGAAAGGCAUGCCAGGAGACCAAGGAGUACCAGGAAUUAGAGGAGCGGAUGGUAACCCAGGUUUGCCAGGAGCCAAAGGAGAUCCAGGUCCACCAGGUCUCCCUGGUUUGAUGGGAUUGCCAGGAACACCAGGAACACGGGGAUUCCCAGGGCCACCGGGAAACCCUGGGCCAGAUGGCGGGCCUGGCUCUCAAGGACCCAUUGGUCCACCUGGUGCUAGGGGAGAAGAUGGUGAGCAAGGUUUUCCAGGCCCUGUUGGCAUGAAAGGUCUGUCUGGUGACAAAGGUGAAGCAGGUUACCCAGGAUUACAAGGUAUACCUGGCGUGAUGGGUCCCCCUGGCAUCAGUGGAAUGGAUGGCUUUCCAGGAGAUAAAGGCGCAAGAGGUUCACCUGGCAUUGAUGGUUUCAAAGGCAUGACAGGCCUAAAAGGAAGACCAGGCAUCAAGGGAAUCAAAGGAGAAUUUGGCCCGUUGGGGGCUCGGGGCGAUAAAGGCGCACAGGGCGCACGCGGCUUUAAAGGUGAUCGUGGGGAUCAAGGCCCCCCAGGAGAACCCCCAAAGAUCAAGCCCAGCAUGAUGAUGGACGUUAAGGGUGAAAAAGGAGAUGUUGGAGAAACGGGCACAAAGGGAUUCUUUGGCUUAAAAGGUAGCAAGGGAAUGCCAGGCUUCCCUGGAAAGACAGGAACUCCAGGGUCCCCUGGGCAUCCCAGCUACGUGGCUGGUGUGAAAGGGGACAUUGGCGCAAAAGGACUGGCAGGUGUGAAAGGGUAUCCUGGUCCAGCUGGCUCUCCUGGCAUCAGAGGCUUCCCUGGCAGCACAGGAGUCAGGGGAGAAAAGGGUAUUCCAGGAAUUGCAGGCCAUUUUGGUACUCCUGGCUCACAUGGUGAAAUAGGUGAGCGGGGAGAUACUAUAAACCUACAGCCAGGCCUUAAAGGGGAAGUUGGUGUGCCAGGCUUAACAGGCACAAGGGGAGCUGCAGGACAAAAAGGCGAAGGCGGUGAUCCAGGCUUCCCUGGCAUUGAAGGCCUCAAGGGCGCACAGGGUGCCCCUGGCUCUGUGGGACAGGAAGGUUUUCCAGGACUGGUCGGCCCCCCAGGGCAGCAAGGAAGCCCCGGGACGCCUGGAUUUCAAGGUGAAAAGGGAACUCCGGGCUGGCCUGGCUUACCAGGACAAGCAGGCCUGCCUGGCUUAAGAGGAAUCAGUGGACUGCAUGGUUUACCAGGCACUAAGGGCUUACCAGGAUCACCAGGUCCGGAUGGCUACGGCUCUGCAGGUUUCCCGGGUCCAGUGGGUGACAAAGGGGAAGCAGGAGAGCCGAGCAGAGUGGAAGGCAGCCAAGGACCUCCUGGUCAGAAGGGAGAGAGAGGUGUUCCAGGAGUCCAAGGACCCUUUGGAAAGGAAGGAUUUCCAGGGCCUCCUGGGAUUUCAAAUAUAUCAGGAUAUCCUGGUGAUAAAGGCUCCCCAGGUCUAGACGGAGUGCCAGGCUAUCCAGGACUACAGGGGCAGCCUGGAAUACCAGCUCCACCAGGAAGCAAAGGAGAAAGUGGACAACCAGGUGUGAGUGGACAAAUUGGCCCAAAAGGAAGUAGAGGUGAUCCUGGAUCACCAGGGAGACCUGGUGUUCCCGGGUACCCUGGACCAAAAGGUCGUAAGGGUGAACAAGGUGUCAUCGGCUUUAUGGGCCAAGUAGGAUUUCCAGGUGAUUUGGGACCCAUUGGACCCAAGGGAGAUAGAGGAGUAACUGGCUUUCAAGGCCCUCCAGGCUCUCCUGGGCUGCCUCCUCUUCCUCCAAGGCUGGUUGCUGAGCAAGGUUCACCAGGUCCCCGUGGAAAUAUAGGACCUCAAGGAAGCCCAGGAGAUAUGGGACCUCAGGGUCCACCAGGCGAUCCAGGUUUGAGAGGCUCACCUGGAGAGCCAGGACUCCAGGGCAGAGGUGGCAUUCCAGCUCCUCCUGGCUCCAGAGGUGAACAAGGAGCAACAGGGUUUCAGGGUCCAGUGGGAUUUGAAGGUCAGCCAGGCCGUCCCGGUAGCCCUGGGCUGCCAGGCAUGCCGGGUCGCAGCGUUAGCAUGGGCUACCUGCUGGUGAAGCACAGCCAGUCUGAUCAAGAGCCAAUGUGCCCAGUUGGCAUGAACAAACUCUGGAGUGGAUACAGCCUACUGUACUUUGAAGGACAAGAGAAAGCACACAACCAAGAUCUAGGGCUGGCUGGCUCAUGUUUGGCUCGGUUUAGCACUAUGCCAUUCCUCUACUGUAACCCUGGGGACAUUUGUUAUUAUGCAAGUCGAAAUGAUAAAUCCUACUGGCUCUCAACAACGGCUCCUCUUCCAAUGAUGCCUGUUGCAGAAGAAGAGAUUAGGCCAUAUAUCAGUCGCUGCUCAGUUUGUGAGGCCCCAGCUGUGGCAAUUGCUGUCCAUAGCCAAGAAGCUUCUAUUCCUCACUGCCCUGAAGGCUGGCGCAGUUUGUGGAUCGGCUAUUCCUUCCUUAUGCACACAGCUGCUGGUGAUGAAGGUGGAGGACAGUCGCUGGUUUCUCCUGGGAGCUGCCUGGAAGAUUUCAGAGCGACUCCUUUCAUCGAAUGCAACGGUGCACGUGGAACCUGUCACUACUUUGCAAAUAAAUACAGCUUCUGGCUCACUACGAUCGACCAGCCCUUCCAAAGCAAGCCCUCCGCAGAUACACUCAAGGCAGGACUCAUCCGAAGCCAUAUCAGCAGAUGUCAAGUCUGUAUGAAAAAUUUAUAGAAGUCUUUCACAGUAUAAGGAAUCUGCUGAUCGUGUGGGUCUUAUGCAGUGGAACCUUCUAUGAUGAUUAGACAUUUGAAUAAAUCAUGUUGGUGCUUUUUUAA